Molecule: messenger RNA, 870 nt
Organism: Quercus robur (English oak)
Lineage: Eukaryota; Viridiplantae; Streptophyta; Magnoliopsida; Fagales; Fagaceae
Product: cold shock protein 1-like
Exons: 5
Coding region: 1-870 (289 amino acids)
Molecular function (GO): nucleic acid binding; zinc ion binding
Source: RefSeq, a predicted model, not a curated record
AUGGAAGACUUCAGAGCUGGAAAUAUUGGUGGUUCAUCUGCUUCGGAUCUUGGUCAUGAGGAUGACUCAAAAGCAGCAGAAGAUUUAUCAUUUGAAGCAAUACAGUAUGAGUUUUUUGGAAAGAGUGCAAUAGAGGACGAACUGAAAGACUCAGAGGAUGAAAUGGAUGAUGAUCCAUUUGAGGGGUCUCAAUAUGAGACAUUCCCAUCAUCUGAAAAACACAAGGGUAAAGGCGAGUGUUCAUACAAAGUUGAUGAUCUCGCAACUGCUUUUACAAAGCUAAACAGGAUUUGCGAACCAAGCCUAGGCUUCACCAGCGUCGAAAGUCACCCUUCAGUUAGUCCAGUAAUGCCACAACCAUACAGAAGAUGGAGUGGUACUAUAAAAUGGUUUAGCAAUGAAAGGAGCUAUGGUUUCAUAAGGCCAAUCAAUGGUGGUGAAGACAUAUUUGUGCACUACUCUUCUGUGAAGUCUGAUGGCUACGUACGUAUACGGGCUGGCACACUGGUCGAAUUCGACGUUGUGGGCGGGCAUUGGCGUGAAAAAAGACUGAAAGCAAUCAACGUGACUGGUCCUGGUGGAACUUUGCUUCAAGACAGUAGGAGAAGAGCCAUUAAUAUUGCAACUGGCAGUGGCAGCGGGAGUACUACUGGUAGCAAUGCUGAAACUCGUCCUUGUCUUGGGCCAUGCUAUAGGUGCGGCGAGAUGGGUCAUAUAGCGAAGUACUGCUUCCUUGGUAGAAAGAAUGACACUGCUGCUGCAUGGCCAGGGUAUGGACAGAAAACAUGGAUUGGCGUUGCUUGGUGCCAUUUCUGUGGCCAGCUUGGUCAUUUGGCAAGUAAUUGUCUCACUGCUAGUCCUAGGAAGUGA